GCGAGCGAGGGCGUCGGCCAUUUUGUGGCUGUUUCCUGUGGGACGCGGUGGUGGCGGUAGGGUCGGGAGAGUGAGCGAUUCUUCGGCUAGUUUUUCCUGCUUGUUUUCUCCUCCCUUUUUUUUUGUCGGUAGAGCGCAGUUAUGGGUCGCAAGAAGAAGAAGCAGCUGAAGCCGUGGUGCUGGUAUUGUAAUAGAGAUUUUGAUGAUGAGAAGAUCCUUAUACAGCACCAAAAAGCAAAGCAUUUUAAAUGUCAUAUAUGUCAUAAGAAAUUAUAUACAGGACCUGGCUUAGCUAUUCAUUGCAUGCAGGUGCAUAAAGAGACAAUAGAUGCAGUACCAAAUGCAAUACCUGGGAGAACAGACAUAGAGUUGGAAAUAUAUGGUAUGGAAGGUAUUCCAGAAAAAGACAUGGAUGAAAGAAGACGACUUCUUGAACAGAAAACACAAGCAGAGAGUCAAAAAAAGAAACAACAAGAGGAUUCUGAUGAAUAUGAUGAUGAUGACUCUGCAGCUUCAACUUCAUUUCAACCACAGCCUGUUCAACCUCAACAAGGUUAUAUCCCCCCAAUGGCACAACCAGGACUACCACCAGUUCCAGGAGCACCAGGAAUGCCUCCAGGCAUACCUCCAUUAAUGCCAGGUGUUCCUCCUCUGAUGCCAGGAAUGCCACCAGUUAUGCCAGGAAUGCCACCUGGAUUGCAUCAUCAGAGAAAAUACACCCAGUCAUUUUGCGGUGAAAACAUAAUGAUGCCAAUGGGUGGGAUGAUGCCACCUGGACCGGGAAUACCACCUCUGAUGCCUGGUAUGCCACCAGGUAUGCCCCCUCCUGUUCCACGUCCUGGAAUUCCUCCAAUGACUCAAGCACAGGCUGUUUCAGCGCCAGGUAUUCUUAACAGACCACCUGCACCAACAGCAACAGUUCCAGCUCCACAGCCUCCAGUUACUAAGCCUCUUUUCCCCAGUGCAGGACAGAUGGGGACACCUGUAACAAGCUCAAGUACAGCUUCAUCCAAUUCAGAAAGUCUGUCUGCGUCUUCUAAAGCUCUGUUUCCUAGCGCAGCACAAGCUCAGGCAGCUGUCCAAGGACCUGUUGGUACAGAUUUCAAGCCCUUAAAUAGUACCCCUGCAACAACUACAGAACCCCCAAAGCCUACAUUCCCUGCAUAUACACAGUCUACAGCUUCAACCACUAGUACAACAAAUAGCACUGCAGCUAAACCAGCAGCUUCAAUAACAAGUAAGCCUGCUACACUUACGACGACCAGUGCAACCAGUAAGUUGAUCCAUCCAGAUGAGGAUAUAUCGCUGGAAGAGAGAAGAGCACAGUUACCUAAAUAUCAACGUAAUCUUCCUCGACCAGGACAGGCUCCCAUUGGUAAUCCACCUGUUGGGCCAAUUGGAGGUAUGAUGCCACCACAGCCAGGCAUCCCACAGCAACAAGGAAUGAGACCCCCAAUGCCGCCUCAUGGUCAGUAUGGUGGUCAUCAUCAAGGCAUGCCAGGUUAUCUUCCUGGUGCUAUGCCGCCGUAUGGGCAGGGACCGCCAAUGGUACCCCCUUACCAAGGUGGGCCUCCUCGACCUCCGAUGGGAAUGAGACCUCCUGUAAUGUCGCAAGGUGGCCGUUACUGAUCUUACUUCAAUCCAGUCUAAUAGGUUUGGAGAUUAAACCUUUUCUCAACUUGUGCUGUUUAUAUAGCCAAGCUUCCGUCAAUAAGGCUUCAUUGUGACUUUAACAAACAUUAUCUUCCCACAUACCAGGAACUAUUGGACAUUUAUUUUACAUGGGAAAAUUUAUUUGGAAUAAUAAAGCAGGAACUUUUCCUGAAGUUGCAAUUUAUACUGUAUGGCUUCUUUUUCAUGUUUCAUCUAGGUUUUUAGAAGUGAAGUAUAGUAAAUUUGGUUCGUUAUAUUGUGAAGGCGCUGGAAUUACAUGAACAUACCACCCUAAUAAAGGCAAGUUCUGUAAGCUUAUGUUGCUAUUUGUAAAGUUAUGCCUUCACAGCAUUUCAGAUGCUGUUGGACUUCAUGUCCCCAACCUAGCUUGGUGAGGGCUGUAACUGUCUUCAAGUACCUGUACAUUGGAAGUCUGAAUGUGUAACAAUAUUUAAUGUAUUUAGAGUUCCUCAUGUUUCAGGGUUUAAGAAAUCUGACCCACCAAGGUCAUGUGACUUUUCUGUACUGUUAAACUUCAUUGUAAUAAAAGAGAGAAAAAUUUAUGCCUUUUUAUUCAUAACCCAGCUGUGGACCACUGCCUGAAAGGUUUGUACAGAUGCAUGCCACAGUAGAUGUCCACAUAAUAAAAUUCGUAGUUAUACCAA
This is a messenger RNA of Balaenoptera ricei (Rice's whale), 2318 nucleotides long. It is a transcript of the gene ZNF207, whose product is annotated as zinc finger protein 207. The coding region runs from base 142 to 1629 and encodes 495 amino acids. Lineage: Eukaryota; Metazoa; Chordata; Mammalia; Artiodactyla; Balaenopteridae. The record is from RefSeq and is a predicted model, not a curated record. Gene Ontology annotation, cellular component: nucleus. The transcript is spliced from 12 exons.